Molecule: messenger RNA, 2300 nt
Organism: Venturia canescens
Lineage: Eukaryota; Metazoa; Arthropoda; Insecta; Hymenoptera; Ichneumonidae
Gene: xit
Product: ALG6/ALG8 family glucosyltransferase xit
Exons: 7
Coding region: 138-1751 (537 amino acids)
Biological process (GO): protein N-linked glycosylation
Cellular component (GO): endoplasmic reticulum membrane
Molecular function (GO): dolichyl pyrophosphate Glc1Man9GlcNAc2 alpha-1,3-glucosyltransferase activity
Source: RefSeq, a predicted model, not a curated record
UGACAUUUCGUAUUUUUGCUCAUCCGAGGCAUUGCAUUCGUAAACGCUCGGAUAUCUUCGUGGUUCUUCAUAAACUUACUCGGUCCUAACCUCAAAUAGAAAAAGUAAAUAAACACAGCCGGUACAAAAAGCAAUGAAUGAUUGGAAAAAUGCCGGCAAAACCUAUGAAAUCAUUAUCAACGAAAAAAGAUUGCGUUGAAAAGCUGGAGCAGUGUGAUUAUGUUGAGAAAAGCUCGGAGACUGCAGUCAUUUUGAAGAUAUUCGCCCUAAUAACUUGUAUCAAGUGUCUUCUUGUUCCAACGUAUCAUUCCACCGAUUUUGAGGUGCAUCGGAAUUGGCUCGCUAUAACGCACAAUCUAAGUGUCAAAGAAUGGUAUGUCAAUGAAAAAUCACAAUGGACUCUUGAUUACCCUCCGCUAUUCGCCUGGUUUGAAUAUUUCCUGAGCCGAUUUGCCAUAUUUGCUGAUCCUGGUAUGCUGAACAUCGAUAACCUGAAUUAUGCAUCAAAUGAGACAGUUUUAUUUCAACGAGCCACAGUUAUUAUUUCUGAUUUGGUACUGGCAUAUGGCGUCAAAGAAUUAGGCAAAGGACAUUGCAAAUCAAUUGACAGCUUCGUCAUACUCACAUUCCUCACUUUGUGCAACGUGGGAUUGCUAAUUGUCGAUCAUAUCCAUUUUCAGUACAAUGGAUUUUUGCUUGGCUUGCUGUUACUUUCGAUAGCUCGAGUCUCCGAGAAUCCAUCCAGAGGUCGGAUCUUGAUGGGUGCAGUAUUUUUUGCAGUUCUGCUGAAUCUUAAACACAUUUAUUUGUACGUUGUACCAGCCUAUAUCGUCUGGCUGUUGAAAUGGUAUUGCCUAAGGGACAAUAGUUUUUUCAAACGUUUUAUUGCACUUGGAAGCAGCGUCCUAUGCGUCUUAGCCAUCUCAUUUGGGCCAUUUGUCUCACAACUACCUCAGGUAAUCUCGCGGCUCUUCCCCUUCAAAAGAGGUCUCGUUCACGCAUAUUGGGCAGCGAACACAUGGGCAUUGUACAUUGGAGUUGACAAAAUAUCGUCAAUAAUAUGGAAACGGCUUGGGUGGUUGUCGAGUCAUAAAAUAGGGUCGAUGACAGGUGGCCUGGUUCAGGAAGAAUCUUUUGCCAUCUUACCAACACCCACCCCACUAGUCACGUUUUUAUUAACGUUCUUAUCAAUGAUGCCAGCCUUGUGGACUCUGUUCAGGAAGGAUUUUUCCACCCUUAAACCUCGAGACUUCAUUCGAUGCGUUGUUAUCUGUGGCUUAAGUUCUUUCAUGUUUGGCUGGCACGUUCAUGAAAAAGCUAUACUCACAGCCAUCAUCCCAUUAUGUGUUCUUGCGGCUACAGACUCGAACGAUGCGAGGGUUUUCUUAAUAUUGAGCGCAGCAGGUCAAACAGCAUUGUCGCCAUUAUUAUAUCCAAUGAAUUUGACUCCGUUGAAGAUAAUCCUUAACGUAUCGUACAUGUCCACGGCAAGUUUGGCUUUGACCCUCCACUACAAAAAAUCUCUACUUUCGAUUCUUGAAUGGAUCUACGUUGGAAGUUUGCCGUUCGUCACGAUUUACGAAGCAGUGCUGCACAAGUGGUUCUUCGGUGAAAAACUGCCCUUUUUACCAUUGGCAGUUACUUCCAUUUACUGCGCAUUAGGCAUCACUUACUCGUGGCUAAUACACUAUCGUAUGUUUCUCAAUGAGAGCAAUAAUCGACGAACGAGUGAAAUUUACGAGACUGAGUGAUGAAAAUAAUUUAGCAAAUAUGUAAAUAGAUGGUUCUUCAUUCGCGACAUAGCAGAGUAGAACCGUUACGAUUUUUCCGUUAUGUAAACCGUGAUACAUUUUUUUAAGUUUUCAUCGUGUUCCAUGCAUAGCCAUGCAAAGUCAAUUAUUAGAGCUUCGGAACUGAGUGUUUUAAACAAAUUUUAUAACCAAAUUUUGAAUAAUCGAUGAAUUUUGAAUUAAUCGAUAAUUUGUUGAAAGUAAAAAACCUUCGACAAAUAAUUUUCCCAUAUUUGUGAAAUUGUCUUUUGAACACUUGGAAAUAUAUGGAAAUCUGAAUUUUUCAUACGUUUCCCUACGAAUAUCCCCUCGAGUUAUAAUUCUCUGAUGGGCUAAUAUUUUCAGUUGUAUAUCCAAGUCGAACGCACACGUAAACGUGGACGAUUCAUUUUUAUUGAAUUAUACUCGUAGCGACGAUAAUGCACUUAGUAUAUCCGAGGUAUAGCAAUAAUAUUGCAUUGUAAACUGCCAUUUCAUGUCGGUAAUAAUAAAAAUGUUUACCUAAGUUCA